Molecule: messenger RNA, 565 nt
Organism: Drosophila melanogaster (fruit fly)
Lineage: Eukaryota; Metazoa; Arthropoda; Insecta; Diptera; Drosophilidae
Gene: Cpr67Fa2
Product: cuticular protein 67Fa2
Exons: 2
Coding region: 55-459 (134 amino acids)
Cellular component (GO): chitin-based extracellular matrix
Molecular function (GO): structural constituent of cuticle; structural constituent of chitin-based cuticle
Source: RefSeq, marked reviewed
CAUUCAGAGUCGUCUCUUAGUCGCAGACACACGAACUCCUCCAAAUCAGCCAAUAUGUUCCGCUACAUGCUCGUCGCCUCCGCCGUCCUGGCCUGCGCCUACGGUGCCGCCACCUACAACCAGGAAGCUGGUGCCUACAUCACCAAGAUCGGCUCCGACAUCCAGCCCGAGGGCAACUACAACUACCAGUACGAGACCAGCAACGGCAUCGCCGCCCAGGAGUCCGGAAUUGGUGGAAACCACGCCAACGGAGGCUUCUCGUGGUACUCGCCAGAGGGUGAGCUCGUCCAGAUCUCGUACGUGGCCGACGAGAACGGCUACCAGCCACAGGGAGCUCUCCUGCCCACUCCUCCCCCAAUCCCAGCUGCCAUCCUUAGGAGCUUGGAGUACAUCCGUACCCAUCCCCAGUAUGUCGAGCAGGAGUACCGCAGGCCCGCCCUCAAGAAGGUCUUUGGUUAAUCGAAAUCGGGACUAGAAUGUGCCAACAUACAUAUGAAAAGCUUUAUUACGAAUCGUAAAAAUGUAAAUGUAGAAAUGAAAUAAACGUCGAAGAUGUAAAGAAAAC